Molecule: messenger RNA, 2090 nt
Organism: Drosophila eugracilis
Lineage: Eukaryota; Metazoa; Arthropoda; Insecta; Diptera; Drosophilidae
Gene: Brf
Product: transcription factor IIIB 90 kDa subunit
Exons: 8
Coding region: 192-2090 (632 amino acids)
Biological process (GO): DNA-templated transcription initiation; transcription preinitiation complex assembly; transcription by RNA polymerase III
Cellular component (GO): transcription preinitiation complex; transcription factor TFIIIB complex; nucleus
Molecular function (GO): TBP-class protein binding; RNA polymerase III general transcription initiation factor activity; RNA polymerase III type 3 promoter sequence-specific DNA binding
Source: RefSeq, a predicted model, not a curated record
CAGCUGUUUUCCAAGCGUGUUGAUUUUAAUUGGCAACAAAUGGCAAAUUGUUUAAAAAAAAGGUGAAAAAUGUCCUGAAUUGACAGUCAACAAGAGGUUUAAACUGUGCGAACAGUAGUUCAUAACAAGAUUUUGCUGCCGGUAGUGCAAUCUUAAUACAAUUCGGUGAAAGUAAGGAGAAGGUAACAAUCAUGUCUACCGGUUUAAAAUGUCGCAAUUGCGGAUCCAACGAGAUCGAGGAAGAUAAUGCUCGCGGAGAUCGGGUUUGCAUGAACUGUGGUUCUGUUCUGGAAGAUUCCCUUAUUGUCUCCGAAGUACAGUUCGAGGAAGUUGGUCAUGGAUCUGCCGCAAUUGGACAGUUUGUGUCCGCCGACUCAUCCGGUGGGGCCACAAACUACGGCUACGGAAAAUUCCAGGUGGGAUCAGGCACUGAAUCCCGCGAGGUGACCAUUAAGAAGGCGAAGAAGGAUAUAACAUUGCUCUGCCAACAGCUGCAACUAUCGCAGCACUAUGCAGAUACUGCUUUAAAUUUCUUUAAGAUGGCGCUGAGCAGGCAUCUCACCCGUGGUAGGAAGAGCACCCACAUUUAUGCCGCCUGCGUGUAUAUGACUUGUAGGACAGAGGGUACCUCCCAUCUCCUUAUUGACAUAAGCGACGUUCAGCAAAUCUGCUCAUAUGAGCUGGGACGCACCUACUUGAAGCUAUCACAUGCCCUUUGUAUUAACAUACCGUCUGUGGAUCCAUGUUUGUACAUUAUGCGUUUUGCCAAUCGACUGCAGUUGGGCGCCAAAACACACGAGGUUUCGAUGACGGCACUGCGAAUUGUCCAGCGCAUGAAAAAGGAUUGCAUGCACUCGGGACGACGACCCACUGGCCUCUGUGGAGCAGCUCUGCUCAUUGCGGCUCGUAUGCACGACUUUAGUCGCACCAUGCUUGAUGUGAUAGGUGUGGUCAAGAUCCACGAGUCAACGCUCCGAAAGCGCCUUUCGGAGUUUGCCGAAACGCCCUCAGGAGGAUUGACUCUGGAGGAGUUUAUGACCGUUGACCUGGAACGCGAACAAGAUCCACCUUCUUUUAAGGCAGCACGGAAAAAGGAUCGUGAGAGGAUCAAAGAUAUGGGUGAGCAUGAGCUCACGGAUCUACAAAAGGAAAUUGAUGCUCAUCUGGAGAAAGACCUGGGCAAGUACUCAAACUCCGUUUACCGUCAGCUGACCAAAGGAAAGGGUAUCACUCCACUUAGUUCGCCAAGUACACCCAAGAGUGCCUCGGAAAAUGAAAUCGAACUGGAGGAGUCUCGGCAGUUUAUUGAAGAAUCCAAUGCACAGGUCAUCAAAGAGUUGAUAGCCAAAAACGAAGACGUAAAGAAGGUCGAACCAGGUGGUUUGGUAUCAGGUAUAGAAGGCCUACGACCGGAUAUCGAAGCUAUUUGUAGGGUGACAGAGAGUGAUCUGGAGGAUGUAGAGAAGGCUAAACAGCCGCAGGAACAAGAACUCAUUACUGACGAUUUGAAUGAUGACGAGCUGGAUCAGUAUGUGCUGACCGAGGAAGAGGCGUUGGCCAAGUUGGAAAUGUGGAAGAACCUCAAUGCCGAGUAUUUGCAGGAGCAGAAGGAGCGGGAUGAGCGGCUGGCCAAGGAGCGUGAGGAGGGGAAGCCGGAGAGAAAGAAGCGAAAGCCACGCAAGAAGGUCAUUGGACCCUCAUCCACUGCCGGCGAAGCCAUAGAAAAGAUGCUGCAAGAAAAGAAGAUCUCCAGUAAGAUCAACUAUGAAAUUCUCAAAACCCUGACAGAUGGCAUUGGCGGAUUGACGGAUGAUUCUCCCGCAACAAGUGCAGAUACAAAACCAAAUACAUUGGAGGAACUGAAACAGCAGCCGGUUAUUGUAGAAGAAGGUCCUGUUGCUCCCAAGGUCAGGGGAACCAGGGCAGCUUACGAUCUGCCGGGACCCAGUAGGAAACGCCCCAAGAUAGAGGUGGGUCUACCAGUUAGUCGGGCAGCUGAUGAGGACCAGUCGGAUACCAAGCCAGCGGUGGUAUUGGAAGCAGAUGAUCUGGAUAAUACUAUUGAGUCAGAAGCUGAAGAAAAAACUUAG